Culex pipiens pallens (northern house mosquito) is the source of this 4778-nucleotide messenger RNA. RefSeq names its product protein phosphatase 1B-like. The record is from RefSeq and is a predicted model, not a curated record. Gene Ontology annotation, cellular component: nucleus; cytosol. The coding region runs from base 931 to 2040 and encodes 369 amino acids. Gene Ontology annotation, molecular function: protein serine/threonine phosphatase activity; magnesium ion binding; manganese ion binding. Gene Ontology annotation, biological process: protein dephosphorylation; negative regulation of stress-activated MAPK cascade. The transcript has 3 exons. NCBI's taxonomy places the organism in Eukaryota, Metazoa, Arthropoda, Insecta, Diptera, Culicidae.
CCGCCCAACAAAUCGCGGACGGAUUAUUUUGUGUGUGCGAAAAAUUUUGCUGCUGCUCGGUUUCGGGUGCGUUUGGGGUGGCCAAGGAAAAAAAAAAUCUUCGCCAGGAAAAGUGGUUCCGCGCGUCACGGGGUCCAAGGUGCACUUCCGGUUUGGGGUGAGAUUUGCUAGGUGGGAAACGCAAGGUUGGUUUUUUCCGCAACAAACAAGAACACGGAACAUUUUCGCCUGAUAAUCUCGUGCAGCGGGUCGGUUCUGGGACCUGUCAGACGAAGGGACGAAGUGACCAGCGGAGGAACGACGUACACCGUGUUUGUGUGUGCGUGUUUGCGCAAGAGAAAGAACUGCACGGAGGAAAAAGGAAGAUAAAAGUGGACAUCCUCGCUUCAAGAAGGCAGAGCUUCAAUCCGGAACUUGCGGGGAAUCGACGCCGCGUUUUUGGUGGACUUGUUCUAGUACGCGAUUUUCGGUGUUGAACCUCCCUGUUCCCUCCACGUUCCCCAACAUUCUCUUGCUCAUUCUGGCCCAGGUCUCCGUGGCCACUGCCUGCCUGCCAUCGUCGCCGUGCCGUUGCCGUGCAAGUGUUUGCAAAGUUACGCGAAAUAUGUGCUGUUGAAAGGUACAAGAGAAGAGCUCUCCUUCCUGAUCCCGUGGUGUGGCAGCAGAGAAGAAAAUCAACAAUCGAAAACGGGAAGAAUCUUCCGAGUGACCCAAGAGAUCCCGUGUUUCCGGAGCGAAAGAUUAGUAGCACCUUCUCGACGCACAGUUGAACGGACAGGUGAAUUCGCGAGUCUCGAGGCGCCAGCGCAGUUGGAGUUCAAUGUUGACCUGGUGAACGCGUGAAACCGCCAACACCAGGAUAGCAGCAGCAGAAGCAGAAUCGAAAGCGUGAGAGUUUGAAGAAACGACGACGAAACCGACCCAGCCGAGAUGGGUGCGUUCCUGGAGAAACCGAUGACGGCCAAGCACAAUGAGCACGGCGAAGGAAACGGGCUGCGUUACGGCGUGGGUUCGAUGCAGGGCUGGCGCUGCGAGAUGGAGGACGCACACUACGCCAAAACCGGGCUCGGCGAAGCCCUCGAGGAUUGGAACUACUUUGCGGUGUUUGACGGGCACGCCGGCCACAAGGUCGCGGACCAUUGCGCCAAGAAUCUGCUGCAGUCGAUCAUCCGGACACAGGAAUUUAGCAAUAACGAUAUUACGCGAGGUAUUCACGCCGGCUUCCUCAAGCUGGACCAAACGAUGCGGGACAUUCCGGAGCUGGCAUCCGGGGCGGACAAGUCCGGCACGACCGCGGUCUGUGUGUUCAUCUCGACGCGGCACGUCUACAUAGCCAACUGCGGUGACUCGCGGGCCGUCCUCUGUCGCAACGGUCAGCCGCUGUUCUCGACCCAGGACCACAAACCGAUCCUGCCGGGCGAGAAGCAACGCAUCCAGAACGCCGGCGGUUCCGUCAUGAUCCAGAGGGUGAACGGCAGCCUGGCCGUGUCGCGGGCACUCGGCGAUUACGACUUUAAAAACUCCAAGGAUUUGGGCCAGUGCGAGCAGCUGGUGUCGCCGGAGCCGGAAAUCUUCUGCCAGGACCGGGACCCGGCCGACGAGUUUCUGGUGCUGGCCUGCGACGGCGUGUGGGACGUGAUGAGCAAUGCCAACCUUUGCCAGUUUGUGCACAGUCGGAUGCUGAUCUCGGACAACCUGGAGGACAUUGCGAAUCAGGUGAUCGACACGUGCCUGCACAAGGGCAGCCGCGACAACAUGAGCAUCAUCAUCAUUGCAUUCCCGGGCGCGCCCGAACCCAACGAGGAGGCCGCCAAGCGCGAGGAAAAGCUGGAGGCCACCCUGCGCAAGCGGGUCGACGAGAUCGUCACCGAGAUGGGCACGGCCGUCGAGUACGGGCUGCUGCUGAAGCGGCUCAGCGAGGAACACAUUCCGGACCUGCCGCCGGGCGGUGGCCUCGACGCCAAGUGCUCCUUCGUGUCCAAGGUGUUCAAGGAGCUGUGCCCGAAGCUGGCGGACUCGUGCGAGGUGGGCAGCUAUUGAGGCCGUGGCCGUGGCGGCGGCAGCGGCUCCAGCAGCAGGCAACGGUUCUGGGCGGCCCGCGCAGAUGCCGAAGCGCGGCUUGCCCGGCUCAGACAGGAACAGCGCGAGGAUGAUGAGUUUUUAGCGGAAAUAACCAGAGAUCAUAUUCAUGUAUAGGAGAAGGAGGGAGUGUGAGAGAGAGAGCGAGAGCGAUUGAGCGCGGGAUUCACACAGCUAUUUAAGAGUAUAAUAUUAUUAUUAAAAAGCAGAAAGAAACAAAACAAAACAUAAUCAGAGACAGAGUUUUUAAGUUUAUUUUUGUCAUUCGAGGUUAAGAUUCGGUUUCCAAAUAGUUUUUCGUUGUAUUGAAAGAGAGGGGCGACUCGUUAGAAUCACGGUGUAAAAAGUUUACUAGUACUAAGGAAAGGUUUAGAAAAAAUCUGCAGAAAAAAAAACAUAAUAACAAAAAAAUAAUCAUCCAAUAAAUUUGUAAGGUAAUGUGCAGCAAAAUAAUGUCGGUGUCAAUGGUUAGCAAAGUGCGGAAUGUAGGCAAAAGUCAGUGCGAAGCACUGAGUUGGAUUGCAAGGGGUUAGAAGAGGCAUUUUUGUUGAGGUUUUCCUUUUCGAAAUUUCUACACUAUUGAAUCGAAACGGCGACAAAUUACUUCGUUUGUAUUUUCUCAUACAGUAAAAAAAGAAAAGUUGUGCCAAAUUAGCUGUAGGAGAGCACAAUUGCCAACGCUUUCCACACGUUUAACAUUCAUCUGAAGCUGAUUUUUGUCGGCACUUUUAGUCACAAUCUCGAAAAACUGCCUUUUCUAGUCACUUUCAAGCUAAUUUGGCUUCCGUUCAAAGGGGUUUGAGAUGGAAAUAGAACGGAAAAUAGCUUCAAACAAGCUUAACCGUUUGGCAGAGGUAUAAAAAUAUAGUUAAAGCUCGCCAGCGUUCGAAACAUACUUUGAAAUCAAAAAAGAAACAGUUUGAUUCAAAAUACUUGGAAAGACCCCGUUGAAUAAUGGAUCGUAUCGCAGUUCAGUAUGAAGUGCUAAACUCGAGUUUAGGGUGCAUUUUGGGCAACGUCAUCACGAACUUUACUUUGGAUACAGAUUUUCGUACUGAACUGCUUCUUUACUAGAUUUCAGUGUGAUUUUCAAAAAUCAUAGCUCGAAAUUUCAUCGCGAACACAAGUAUCUGUGUAAGUUUUUGAUAACGGAUGUGAGCAAAUUCAUCCCAAAGUAGAGACUUUGGCUUGAAUUUAAAUUCCCAAUACUGUACGUUUCAUCCCGAACACAGGUAUUCGUCGAAUAAAAGUUCUACUAGAAAACAAUCCGAUCAUACUGGAAUUCACGAUGAAGUACUGUACUCGAAUUCAGCAUAAAUUUUGUGAGAGUUCGUUACGAACUCUACUUUUUCAAUUGUUUUUCGUUUUCAAAUGCGUCUAUACUAGAUUCCAGUGUGAAUUUUGAUUGCCAAAACUAAAAAUUUCAUCACGGAUUCAAGUAUUUCUGAAUCCUUUUAUUUUUGUGAAGAAUGUUUCGAACACGGUGCGAGCGAACAAAUUGGACUUCUUUUGUAACAACGCUUCAAACCACCACGUAGAAACAAUGCCGCCAUAAACCAUUUAGAGAAAAGAAAAAAACAAAACAAAAAACAUACCAUUAGCUUGUUGUUACAUACCAAACUUUACGAAAUAAGUGAACCCAGGGUAAGCAGCAAGAAUAAAAAAAAAAGAAUCAUUCUCACAUAAAACAAUACAACAUUCACAAACGAACACAAAAGACAACAACAAAGAAAAAGGUGAAAAACAAAAACUUGUGUAGACAAAACAGAGCAUGUUAAAUGCUUCAAAACUCGUUGGAUCGUCGUCGGUUAAACAUGGAUUAACCGGUUAAGCUUAACAAAUGGAAAACGGAUUUGACGCGGAUUUGCGUGGCGCAUGUGCGUGUGUGUGUUGGUGGAAAAUUUUAACAACUAGUAGUUGAAAUUAGGAGCGACUCUGAGUGUAUGUGUAGUUAUGGUUUCUUUUCUAAAGUUUGGAGAAUUUUGCCAGAUUGGGCAACGGUUGAGCCACCUUUCAUCGGUUGCAUCAUUAACGAACAUUAAAAGUAAAGAAUUAAGAAAAAUAGGUUUAGUUUUCACUUCGAGUCCUUUUGUUGUUAGGUUUAGUUGGUCAUUUUAGAAUUAGUUCGAUUUACUUAAAAUAAAACAAAAACGUGGCAGAUUUUACUGGCAAACAAAAAUUCCGCUCUUCAUACAUACAUUGAAUUGAAAGGGAGAGAACCGAGAAAAGAGUUGUUUGCUGACUAAAAAGAGAAGAAAAAAUGGGGAAGCUAGUUGGUAGAAUCGUGCGCUUGAGAAUAUCGUCUACACUCCAUAGAGUAAUUUGAGUUUAUAAAAAUAUACCUAUAGUAGCAAGGAAACAGAAAAAAAAAACCUUUUCGAUUUGAACGGAGAGAACACAUCCAAACAAACAAAAAAGAAUGCAUUGAAAACAAGAAAGAAAGAAGUAUGAGGAGACAUUUUUGAUGAUGAAAGCCAUGCUCACGCAAGAAGAAAAUAAACGAGACGAAGUAGAAGACGGGUGGCAGCACGAUACUGAAGGAAAUAAUACGCGAUUAUUGAACAAAACCAUUUCCAAUAUCGAGAAGAAAGAAAGGAAAAAAAAACAAACAAAUAUAUAAGAACCUUGGUAUUUAUUAUUGAAAACCACAAACUUGUAAAUGGACAAACAGAACAAAUAGAGUUGGUGUUUUAUUACUA